This is a messenger RNA of Fundulus heteroclitus (mummichog), 1507 nucleotides long. RefSeq names its product GATA binding protein 1b (gene gata1b). Gene Ontology annotation, biological process: cell fate commitment; negative regulation of transcription by RNA polymerase II; positive regulation of transcription by RNA polymerase II. The transcript has 5 exons. Lineage: Eukaryota; Metazoa; Chordata; Actinopteri; Cyprinodontiformes; Fundulidae. The record is from RefSeq and is a predicted model, not a curated record. The coding region runs from base 652 to 1467 and encodes 271 amino acids. Gene Ontology annotation, molecular function: zinc ion binding; DNA-binding transcription factor activity, RNA polymerase II-specific; RNA polymerase II cis-regulatory region sequence-specific DNA binding.
GAGCUGGAAUCAGAACCUCAGUACCAGAGGAAAAUAUCUGCGACCUGGUUUUAGUGGUUCCAGCCAGAAGCUGCAGAAUCUCAUGCAUCUCCAAGACCAUAAUGGAUCAGCUGAAGGUCCAGACCCUGCAGACGCUCCAUGACCUGCAGCCCGGUGGGAAAGACCUGGGGCUGUUACUGAGGAGACCGGUAGAUUCUACAUCAUACCACUGGUUCUCACUGGGAGAACCAGACUGACAGAACCUUUCUGGUUCCAGACCAUCAGGAUGAUGGUUCUGGUUUAAAAUGAACUUAAAAAUUAAGUCUGCAGUGAUCCGGUUCCCAGUGUGAGAAUCCCAGUCCUGCAGGUUCUGAUCCCAGGAUUUAAUGCAGAACUUCUGGACCGGGCCUGGACUUUCUUUCUGCUUCUUCAUAUUUCGGCUGUUCUGUUUCCUCGGGUAUUUCCACUGAUGGCUCAGUGUCGUGUUCUGACGGUGCAGAAUGACCCAGUUUCAUCAGGUAAAACCAGAAACCAUUAGCUGUGGCUUUGUGGGCGGAGCCAGAGGUUGCUCCGCCUCCUGUGGCUGCUGCAGCCUCACCCCCAGAGAGAGGAAACCUGAGAGACCGAGCGGCGCCACAGCAGCUCCUGGGCCCAGUUAGGAUCUCCUCUCUGAUGGAUGCUCCUGUUGGACCAGAGAUCCUCCAAGAUCCGACAGAGCUCUCACUCUGCCCGUUUCCUCUCAGGAGAACAGAGAUGAUGUCAGGUUUGCCUCCAUCAGCCGCUUGGUCCUCGGCUCCUUCAGCCCCCGGAUGGGACGGGUCACCAGGCUUCAGCGUGAAGUGUGACCCCGCCCCCUCAGACCCUCUCGUCCAAUCACGGUGGCUCUCUGAUGAAGGCCUCCUGAGGCGGCCUCACCCAUUGGACGAUGAGCCAUUCAGCUGCUGGUACCGCCCCCCUCCUCUGUACUCCACCUGUUCUGGGCAUCCCACUCUGACUCCGCCCCCCCGGUGGAACAGCAAUCUGCUCGGUCCCUCCCCUUCUUCACCUGACUGGAGUGACCCAGAGCAGCGCGAGUGUGAGAGCUGCGGGGCGAACAGCGCCCUCCUGUGGAGGAGAGCCGCAGCAGGUAAACACCUGUGUUACACCUGCAGCCUCGGCCAGGAAGACGGCAGCAGGGACCGGAACACGCCGCUGCUGAGGCCGAAGAGGAGGCGGACGGCGGCGGCCAGGAAAGGAACCCGCUGCUCCAACUGUGAGACUGAAACUACGUCUCUGUGGAGGAGGAACGCUGCAGGAGAACCCGUCUGCAACGCCUGUGGCCUCUACUACAAGCUGCACCAGAUCCAGCGGCCUCUGGUUCUGAAGAAAGAAGAGAUCCAAACCCGGAGGAGGAAGGUGGCCAAUAGGAGGACCUGCAGGAAGAGAGCUGACCAAUCAGGGAGCUUCAUCCCUUCCAUCAGGGCCUCCUGCUCCUCCCUCCUGCAGUAAACCCACGGGUUCUGCUGGGGGUUCUGGUUCUGGUUGUCGC